This is a messenger RNA of Ananas comosus (pineapple), 1449 nucleotides long. RefSeq names its product arogenate dehydrogenase 2, chloroplastic-like. The record is from RefSeq and is a predicted model, not a curated record. Bases 1 to 1143 code for a protein of 380 amino acids. The transcript is spliced from 3 exons. Gene Ontology annotation, biological process: L-tyrosine biosynthetic process. Gene Ontology annotation, molecular function: prephenate dehydrogenase (NAD+) activity; prephenate dehydrogenase (NADP+) activity; arogenate dehydrogenase (NADP+) activity. Lineage: Eukaryota; Viridiplantae; Streptophyta; Magnoliopsida; Poales; Bromeliaceae.
AUGGAUGUUGUUCCAUUGUGCCAAAGCGACAUAGUGGGGCUUACGGCUAAGGAAUUUGACGACAACGAGAUGGAAGAAGACCUCAUUGUCAACAGCGCUACGCCGGAGUCAGUUGGAACCGUCGUAAAUGUGGACGAUGUCCACGAGGGCCAGCUCUACAAAAUGCAAGCCGACUUCAAAAGAGCUCUCAAAGCAUAUGCAAUGAAAAGAGGUUUCGAGUACACCCCCACCAAAUGCAACGACCUUAAGAUAACCGCGAGAUGUCGUGUCGCAGAUUGCCCGUGGAGAAUAAAGGCACGUCACCUACCACGAUUUACACAAUGGGAGCAAGUCGUGGCAAACGAGAAAUACACGCGCGAAGAUGGUUCAGACCGAGAUUCUGCGGACGCGUCGGAGAAGCCGCUUCUCCACUCCCGCUCCGACCACUCCGCCGCCGCCGCCUCGGUCGGCGCCGCCUUCUUCCGCGACCCCCACGACCUCUGCGAGUGCCACCCGGACGUCGUCCUCCUCGCCACCUCCAUCCUCUCCGCCGAGCGCGUCCUCCGCUCCCUCCCCCUCCAGCGCCUCCGCCGCAGCACCCUCUUCGUCGACGUCCUCUCCGUCAAGGAGUUCCCCAAGAACCUCUUCCUCCAGCUGCUCCCCCCGCACUUCGACAUCCUCUGCACCCACCCCAUGUUCGGCCCCGAGUCCGCCAAGGACGGCUGGGCCGGCCUCCCCUUCGUCUACGACAAGGUCCGCCUCGCCGACGCCGACGACCGCCUCGACCGCUGCGCCAACUUCCUCGACAUCUUCUCCCGCGAGGGCUGCCGCAUGGUCGAGAUGCCCUGCGGCGAGCACGACGAGAUCGCCGCCGAGAGCCAGUUCCUCACCCACACCGUCGGCCGUGUGGUCGCCAAAUUGGACCUCAAGCCCACCCCCAUCAACACUAAGGGGUACGAGAUGCUGCUCAAGCUGGUGGAGAACACCUGCAGCGACAGCUUCGAUCUCUACAACGGGCUCUUCAUGUACAAUAAGAACUCCACCGAGCUGCUCGAGCGGCUGGACGUGGCCUUCGACUCGCUGAAGAAGGAGCUCUUCGGGCGGCUGCACGACAGGCUGAGAAAGCAGUUGUUCGAGAGCUCACAGAGUUUGACGGGGAGUUAAGGCCAUUCGAUUCCUUCCUUUUGAGCGGUAUGAACUACAUUUGAUUCUCUUGUUGUUUUUCAUCUUAAUUAAUUCGAACCCCUGAUCAAUUAAUUAUCUUGAACUUUCAUUCUUUUUGGAAGAAACAGUUUAGUAUUUAUUCUGUAGGUGCUGGUGGCCCAAUAAAGUUGGGUUGGAUGUAGGAGCGGUCGAUAUGUAUUUAAAGAACAGACAAAAAAAAAAAAAUUUUGAACUUUGCUGCAAAUUAUAUCAUUGCAUGUCUGCUGUCUACUGGCAACGGAUUAGAAAGUAUUACUUUGCGAGAAA